UGCUGCUUGCCACCAGCAGCCAAAGCCAAGGCAAGAGCCGAGCUCAGUGCCGGGCACACGGCUCCGCUCUGGAUGCUGUCCCAAAAAGGUGCUGGUUGCGUCACCACCACAGAGCCGUCAGCUUUCCAUCCCAUCCCCCCUUGUAGGGCUACAAAAGCAAACGGACGAGCAAGCGCGUCCGUCUUUCCAGGGGUUCAUUCGCUCCUCACUUUUGGCCAUGGUCGCGGUCGAGGUCAUCGCCAUCCUCAGCCUCGCGGCUCUGCUCCCCACCACCGCCUUCCCCUGCGGAACCCUGCGCCCGGACAACGCCACAGCAUCGAAGCUCCUGGGGACUUGGCUCUACGUGGCUGGGGCUGCCCAGUUCCCCCAGCACCUCCUGGAGUUGCUGCUCAUCGACAACGGCCAACUCCACGUGGAGCCCCACACCAGUGAGCAGCCGCUGCUCAUCACCCAUCGCGUGGCUGCAGGGGACCAAUGUCACACCAACAACUCCACCUACUUCGAAAUCGCUGUCGGUAACACCACCCUGGUGAAGCACGCCAAGACACAUCAAACUGUGGGGAUGCUGAUGAACCUCAGCUCUGAAGACACUUUACUGGUCCGGUACCACAUGCAGAAGGAAAGGACGUAUUUAGGGCUGUAUCUCUACGCCCGAAACCUAAGCAUAAGCACAGCCCAGCGGGAAGAGUUUGAGCACCAUGUCAAGUGCCUGGGGCUGAAGGAAGAGGACAUCGUGUACGCACCAUGGAAAACGGAGCUGUGUCAGGUGGGAGAAAUCAAAAAAGGAAACAGCCCACGCACAGAGCCUGCGGCUGCGGUCACAGCAUCGUCCCCUCUGGGUAACUACCAGCCUGGGAGCAUGAGGAAUGACACCAUGGUGACAGCAUCACCUCCUCUGGGUACCCACCAGCCUGGGAGUGUGGAGAAUUGACACCAUGGUGACAGCAUCACCCCCUCUGGGUACCCACCAGCCUGGGAGUGUGGAGAAUUGACACCAUGGUGACAGCAUCACCCCCUCUGGGUACCCACCAGCCUGGGAGCGUGGGGAACUGAUGCCACAUUAAGCAAUAAAUGU
Molecule: messenger RNA, 1075 nt
Organism: Cuculus canorus (common cuckoo)
Lineage: Eukaryota; Metazoa; Chordata; Aves; Cuculiformes; Cuculidae
Product: alpha-1-acid glycoprotein-like
Exons: 6
Coding region: 218-931 (237 amino acids)
Source: RefSeq, a predicted model, not a curated record